AUGGCUUCCAAUAAGGCACUUGCAUCAACUGCCAUUCUCCUGACCCUCAACCUUCUCUUCUUCACUAUGGUCUCUUCCCAAUGCCUAAUACCUCCACCACCACCACCAAAGUCAUCGUCACCUAAGCCAAGCCCUAAGCCCACACCACCAUCACCUAAGCCAAGCCCUAAGCCUGCAGGUAAGGGAAGUUGCCCAAAGGACACCUUAAAGUUUGGUGUUUGUGCCAAUGUGCUGAAGAACUUGGUCAACAUAGUAUUUGGAAAACCACCCAAGACCCCUUGCUGCAGUCUCAUCAAGGGUCUGGUUGAUCUUGAGGCUGCUGUUUGCCUUUGCACUGCCCUCAAGGCUAACAUCUUGGGCCUUAACCUCAAUGUCCCAGUUUCCUUGACCUUGCUAUUGAACUACUGUGGAAAGAAGGUCCCAUCCGGCUUCCAGUGUGCCUAG
Messenger RNA from Telopea speciosissima, 444 nucleotides. Its product is annotated as 14 kDa proline-rich protein DC2.15-like. The transcript has a single exon. The coding region runs from base 1 to 444 and encodes 147 amino acids. Lineage: Eukaryota; Viridiplantae; Streptophyta; Magnoliopsida; Proteales; Proteaceae. The record is from RefSeq and is a predicted model, not a curated record.